AUGCAGAUGACGGAAUCACCGUUUUUGCCGCGUGAAAGGCUUUUUAAGCAGCAGCAGUAUUUCCAGAGCUUGAGCAAGCACACUCACCUGAAAGGGCGUUACGAUGCGAUCACCUCCGUUGGCAUCCCCCUCGCGCUCGCUGCAUCAAGCCUAUUCAUGAUUGGCCGUGGUGUCUACAACAUGUCUCACGGAAUCGGGAAAAAGGAGUGA
Molecule: messenger RNA, 210 nt
Organism: Triticum turgidum subsp. durum (durum wheat)
Lineage: Eukaryota; Viridiplantae; Streptophyta; Magnoliopsida; Poales; Poaceae
Source: the annotation of a GenBank genome assembly